AAGGAGAGUCAACUCGAGUCAUCUCGAGUCAUCUCAACUGUUCGAUAUUCCCUUCCCCCCCCCCAGUGUAUGCCAAUCGUUGAGAAUGUUCAUGACCGCGUAAUCCAUCCUUAAUCAUGCACAAUGAGCAAGCGUCCGUACGACGACUCUCGGGCGCCCGCCGGCUCUCCGCCCUCGGAGCAUAUCAGUCGCGACUCACCACCACCACCAGCGACCACCAGUCUGUUGCCCAUUCCCGAUGCUCAGUCUUCCGCGGGAUCGGCUAAGAAACCGCGGACCUUUAUCGCGACUGUGGCCUGCGAAACCUGUCGUCUCAAGAAGACCCGAUGCGAUGAAUCGCGCCCCAAGUGCGGGCUCUGUAAAGCCCUGGGGUUGGAGUGUGUCUAUAAUGAGCGGAAGACGUCCAAACGAGACCACUCACUCACUUUGAUUAUGAGUACGCUCCAUCGACUGGAAACCAAACUGGAGAAUCUUCCUCGCAAUGUCCGGAAUGAAAUCCAGUCUCUCCAGGACCCUGUGAGUCGCGCCCCCCUGCCCAGCAACCCGCAGCUGUCCACGGGCACGCCGCUCUCAGUAGAACCGGAGGAGGAGGAGGCCUUUGAAUUGGACGAGCGGCCCAAUGCCGUCAAUGCGGACGGCCAGGUGUCGAUUUCCUUCAGCCAGCACGGCGUCGUGCUCUGGCCCGGAGCCCGCGAGAUCCUCCCCAAGCGACUGCUCGAAGCGCACGAAAAGCUGGGCCAAAACUACGUGAUUGACAUGGAAAUGAACCGGCCUCCGCUGCCCAUGUACAUCUAUCCGUUUCCGCCACAGGCCGGCGGCGACGACUGGCUGGAGAUGUUGCCGCUGGCCAUGAUCAAAGGGCUGUCGAAUGCCUUCUUUGCCACCUUCAACCCGUUCACGCCCAUCCUGGACAAGAAUUUCUAUUUUGCCCUGACGCUGGGCGCCGUCAUGGAGAGUGGCUUCGGCUACACCAUGGAUAGCUGUCUCGUGCUGAGCAUCCUGGCCCUGGGCUGUCUGGCCGUGCAUGCCCACCAGGAAGGGGACUAUCCGCUGCCCGGCACAACGACGCAGACCGGCCGCUUUGAGCCUCCAGACUGGAUGCCCGUCGUGCAAGAGGAUCCGCCGGGCCUGCGCUUUUUCAACGAGGCCCGCCGCCGCAUCGGCUUCUUGAUGUGUGACAAUGAUCUCCAGAGCUGCCAGUUCUACCUGUUAUCCUCCGUGUAUUACAGUCAGAUCCUGCGUCCAAUGGAUUCGUGGGCCAUGAUUCAUCGCGCAGCCACCGGCUGUCUUUCGAUCUUGACCAACCACGACGUCAACUUUGAAUCCUGGGAAGGCGAUAUGAAAUCCCGCGUCUACUGGACCUGUCUCAUGAACGAGACCAUUCUCGUGCAGGAGCUGCACUUGCCCCCGAGUGGUCUGGCCCGGUUCGAGGAAAUCGUCCCUCUCCCCAAGUUCAUCAUCGGCCUCGAAACCCUGGGCCGAUUCUCCUCGCCCGACGACGACAUCGACGACUCCUUCUUCCAGUAUCACUUCCUGGCCCAGGUCGCCCACCGCAUCAUCCUCACGCGCAUCCGACACUCGCUCUACUUCUACUCCGAUUCCGGCACCUUCCCCUUACCCGCCAUCAACGCCGAACUGCAUCACCAACUCGCCCAAUGGCGCCUGAACCUCCCGCCGGCCCUGAAAUUCCGAUCUCCAUCUCCAUCCCCGUCCCCGUCCCCGUCCCUGUCUUCGCCCGCGCCCUCUCCCAUGCCUAUAUCCCCCCAUCCAAUCAACCCCAGCACCGCUCCUCCUCCUCCUCCUCCUCCUCCCCCACGACGCCCGCUCUCGCCCGCCGUCGCCGUCUCCGAAGCCAUGCUCCGCGGCCGACUCCUGAUCGCCAAGUUCCACAUCAGCCGUCCCUACCUGUACAAAGCCCUCCGCAUCCCGCACGCCCUGAGCGACGACGACAUCGCCCAGAUCCGCAGCGGCCUGCACAAUGCAAUGGACUGGCCUGUGAUCGGGGGGAUCUUCACCACCAUGAAGAGCUGCAUCCCGAUUAAAUUUGCGUUUUGUUCUCAAUUCUUCGGCCAGAUCCUGCUCUUCUACUGUAUUGCGCAUUCCCCCGAGCCGCGCCUGCGGAAUACCCUGCCCGUAGGCUGGGAGCGCUGGAAUCAGGAGAUGAUGCGGUUUCUGGAGGACUGUGCGCCGUAUAGUCCGGCGGUGGCGAAGGAUCUGGAGUUGCUGCUGCUGCUGUUGUAGUUUGUAUUUUGAUUUUUAUUUUUAUGGUUAGUUGGUUGGUUGGUUGGAGUUUGGAGUUGUAUCUGGUUCUAUGUGUGCAAUGUAUGAUGGAAUAAUACAAUAGCAAAACCGCUUUUAUUAGAACAGGCUAUAUAUAU
Molecule: messenger RNA, 2378 nt
Organism: Aspergillus ochraceoroseus IBT 24754
Lineage: Eukaryota; Fungi; Ascomycota; Eurotiomycetes; Eurotiales; Aspergillaceae
Product: putative C6 finger domain protein
Exons: 7
Coding region: 124-2241 (705 amino acids)
Biological process (GO): DNA-templated transcription; regulation of DNA-templated transcription
Molecular function (GO): DNA-binding transcription factor activity, RNA polymerase II-specific; DNA binding; zinc ion binding
Source: RefSeq, a predicted model, not a curated record